Molecule: messenger RNA, 2961 nt
Organism: Orycteropus afer afer
Lineage: Eukaryota; Metazoa; Chordata; Mammalia; Tubulidentata; Orycteropodidae
Source: RefSeq, a predicted model, not a curated record
AAGAAACUCCCAGGAUGCCCCAGGGUGCAGUUUCUUUUUCUCAUGAUGUGCUGUUAAGCACGUCAGCUGUUCCUGUUGCCGUGCAGAUCACCCACCAUCAGGUCACUGAGAAAGACAGCAGCAGUUGCUCACACAGAUGCCAGGAUUAGGAGAUGGUGCUCUGUCAGCCCUGAGCCCAAGGAAGCCCCCAGCACACACAGGUGCCUCCUCCAGGACGGCGGCAGCGGCGGCGCGAGGACGCGGCGGGCAGCGGAGCGAUGGGGCCCCUCCGAGAGACCAAGAAGGAGCAGAGAGCGCAGCAUGGUGAGAAGGAGGUUUCCCGAAGCCGGAUCCCUCGUUUGAUUCUUCGGCCCUAUCUGCCUCAGCAGCAGCAGCACAAAGUGUCCCCGGCCUCAGAGUCUCCCUUCUCUGAGGAAGACAGCAGAGAGUUCAACGCCAGCAGCUCCGGGCGCUCAGCAGGGGCCAUUAGCAGCAACAGCUUCUGCUCAGAUGACACAGGCUGUCCUAGUAGCCAGUCAGUAUCUCCUGUGAAGACCCCCUCAGAUACUGGAAACAGUCCAGUUGGUUUUUGCCCUGGAAGUGAUGAAGAUUUUACCAGAAAGAAAUGCACAAUUGGAAUGGUUGGUGAGGGAAGCAUCCAGCCAGCUCGAUGUAAGAAGGAACCAAAGUCGGGCCUUGUAAAGCCAGGUAGUGAAGCCGAUUUUAGCUCCUCAAGCAGCACCGGCAGCAUUUCCGCUCCUGAGGUCCCCAUGUCUGUUGCAGGAAACAAGCGGUCUUCCGUCUCACGCAAUCGAGGUCCCCAUGGGCGGAGCAAUGGCGUUUCAUCACACAAAUCUGUCAACAGCCCACCAUCCCCACGGGAAAAGGACCUGCUGUCCAUGCUGUGCCGGAAUCAGCUGAGUCCCAUUAACGUCCACUCCAGUUAUGCCCCUUCUUCCCCGAGUAGUAGCAACUCUGGCUCCUACAAAGGAAGUGACUGCAGCCCGAUCAUGAGGAGGCCUGGAAGGUACAUGUCUUGUGGUGAAAAUCAUGGUGUCAAACCCCCAAAUCCAGAGCAGUAUUUGACUCCUCUGCAGCAGAAGGAGGUCACAGUGAGACAUCUCAAGACCAAGCUGAAGGAAUCUGAGCGCCGGCUUCAUGAGAGGGAAAGUGAAAUCGUGGAGCUCAAGUCCCAGCUGGCCCGUAUGAGGGAAGACUGGAUUGAAGAGGAGUGCCACCGGGUGGAGGCCCAGUUGGCACUCAAGGAAGCCAGGAAGGAGAUUAAACAGCUCAAGCAGGUCAUCGAGACUAUGAGGAGCAGCUUGGCUGAUAAAGAUAAAGGCAUCCAGAAGUAUUUUGUGGACAUAAAUAUCCAAAACAAGAAAUUGGAGUCUCUCCUUCAGAGUAUGGAGAUGGCACACAAUGGCUCUCUGAGAGAUGAACUGUGUCUAGACUUUCCUUGUGAUUCCCCGGUGAAAAGCUUCACCCUAAAUACCUCUUUUGGCAAGAUGGCAGAUGGGCUGUCCCUGGAAGAGCAGGUCACAGAGGAAGGGGCUGACAGCGAGCUGCUGGUGGGAGAUAGUAUGGUCGACGGCACAGAUCUGUUUGAUGAGAUGGUGACAGCCACCACCACAGAGUCUGGCGACCUGGCCCUUCUUCAUUCCACCCGUGGGGCAAAGGUCCUUGAGAUCCCCAUUGAGGUGGGUCAAGAGGAGGGCAGUGUGGUGGUGGAGCAAGCUGUCCAGACCGACGUGGUGCCGUACAGCCCCGCUGUGUCAGAGCUCAUUCAGAGCCUGCUCAAGCUCCAGGACCCAUGUUCCUCGAGCUCAGCAUCCGCUGAUGAGUCUUGGGCUGAGCCAACAGAAAGCCCCCUAGAGGCCAUCCCUGCCUUAAUGAUUGAUUUAACUCCAAGAAACCCAAAUUCAGCCAUCCUUUUGUCUCCUGUGGAGACGCCAUACAACAGAGUGGAGGUGAAGGCUCACGAAAGCCACCUCAUGAAAGAGCUGGAUUUUGCAGUCUGCACAGAAGACAGUUUGGACGGCAUCGUCCCAUUGUCUCGGGGGGCCGUGGCGAAGCAGUACUGGAGCAGCAGUUUCCUGGUGGAUCUCCUGGCUGUAGCUGUCCCUGUGGUCCCCACCAUUUUGUGGGCAUUCAGUACUCAGAGGGGGGGAACAGAGCCUGUCUACAACAUUGGCGCCUUGCUCCGAGGCUGCUGUAUGGUUGCACUGCAUUCACUCCGCCGCCCCACCUUUCACAUCAAGACAUAAAUAGCAGUUGUUGUUAUGGUGUGCCAAUUUGUCCCGUGUGGCAUCGUGCCAGGUGGAGAAACAGCAGGUCGAACUGUGGCAGUCUCUGGUCUGUCGUGUUGCUCCUCGGUGUUUGAUUUGCACUAUAUUUAGUUGAAGCCUGUUCACUGUUUAAAUCCAGAGGUUUCUUCAAAGGCAUGGAGACCUGGUUCAAGUAAAUGUCCCACCAGUGUGGUAUAGAAAGCAUGCUCAUGACCCUGCCGUAUUGUCUGAGGUGCCCGUUCCUAUCCCAGUGGUUCAGGAAGAGAAAAUGCAGAGUUUGCACUUUCAGGACAGCUUCUGUAAGGCUGGCAUGUUAUCUCCUUGCUUUGCUUCGUGCUGUUUUAAAAUGUGUAACUGUUUCAGCAUUCCAGUGGUCUUGUGCAUAGCAGGGGAUUGUAACCAAAAAUAAAAAUGUAUUUGUGUAUAGGUUUGAAGAAGUCUUGAAUAGCUCUUUAGUGUCUUACUUGGGGUUGAUAAGGUUUGAGUGUGGUUUUUUUACUAAGUGUAGCUCCAAAGUCUUAAAUGGCUUGUUUGUUCUUAAACCUGUUAAUUGAUGAGAUGGUUUGUAGGUUUACAGUGUAUUAAUUUGCUGACUGUAUAGCGUGUUUUACUGGAAGUUGUUUGUAACCAUACAUUUAAGCAUGACAAAAUAAAGACUAGUGUUCCCAUUUAAAUGAAUGUUUCAUCCUCCUAU